Pyrenophora tritici-repentis Pt-1C-BFP is the source of this 720-nucleotide messenger RNA. Lineage: Eukaryota; Fungi; Ascomycota; Dothideomycetes; Pleosporales; Pleosporaceae. The record is from RefSeq and is a predicted model, not a curated record.
AUGGUAGGCUCAGAUGCAGCAGUCGAGUUCCCGAGGUGGCGCAUACUGACGUUCCCACAGGCGCCCAAAACCCAACCCAACCCACAAAAGGCAGCCUCGAUCCUCACAUGGUUCCACAAGACGGCACAGGCUCACAGCAUCAAAGACCUGGAGAAGACGCUACCACAAGUCUCGUCCAUCAACGGCAUGCAAGUCAAGGACUACUUGCAAGCUCUCUCCGACGACAACAAGAUCCGCGUCGAGAAGAUUGGCAGCGGCAACUGGUAUUGGAGCUUUCCGGCCGACGAGAAGAAAGCCAAGGACACUGCUAUUGAAAAGGCCCAAGACGAAUACAACAAGGCCAACGCUACCGUCAGCGAGCUCCAGGCAAAAGUGGAUGAUGCAGACGCGGCUCGUGCUGAAGGCGAAGAGAUGCUCAUGGAAGUGGGCGGUGAUCGCAAGACACUGAUGACCAAGCAUUCGGAUCUGGCAAAGGAAGUCGAGAAGCUUCGCACAGAGCUAGCCGCUUAUAGCGAACAAGAUCCCGUCGAGAUGGAAAAGAAGACAGCGGAUACACAACAAGCGCGCCUUGAAGCUGAGAAGUUCACUGACCAGAUACUCAUGAUGCAGGGCUGGUUCAAGCAGCAAGUUGGUGGCGGCGAGGACUACUUGAGCAUGCUCAAGGGGCUUUUUGGCCCUGAGUACGACGAGGAGGAGCAGAGCCUGCGUGAGCUUGUUUAA